AUGAUACAUCAGGGAUAUGGAGAAUACUUUCAAACUAUUCUUGUUCAACCACAAUCGAUUGAAGUUGCUGUUGGUGAAACGGUAGUUCUUGAUUGUACUGUUUUCAAUCAAUAUGGUGAUGUUGCUUGGUGUAAAGAUGGACAUUGUACGAUGGGACGAGAACGACCUUUAUAUUUCAUUCCUCGAUAUGAAAUCAUCGGUGAUAAACAAGCUGGUAUCAAUAGCUUGAAAAUUCGUCAUGUGAACUUGGAAGACGAUGGCAUCUAUCAAUGUCAGAUAGGUCGAACUGUUGAAGCACGUGAAGUUCUUUCGAAUUUCGCUAAUUUAACUAUUCUGAUUCCACCUGAUCAAAUAUCUCUCACCUAUGUUGUGCCUGAUGGUGUCGUUGUCAGUGGAAAAGAAUUUCGAAUGCAAUGUCAAGUAUUGAACACACGACCAGCACCAUUAUUUACUUGGCAAACACCACCGAAUAUUCAAAUCGUCAACGUUACCCAACAAUCGACACCAAUGACAAAUAAUAGUAAACUGUUGAAAUCCAUAUCGACCAUUACACUCAUUGCGGAUACAAAACAACAUGGCCAAGAAAUAAAAUGUGAAACAACUCAUGUCGUAUUGAAUAAGUCAUUGGUAUCAACAACAAUAAUUGCUGUUGACUAUCAGCCUGUUGUGAAGAUCACUCUGAAGCCAACACAAAUGUAUGAAAAUAAGGAAUAUUGGUUUGAAUGCACUGCAGAAGCUCGACCACCUAUUACUGAACUCGUGUGGAAAACGAAUAGUAGUAUUCUUCAGCGAAUGUCACCCAUGUUCGAUGGAAAAUAUUUAUUGGUUUUCAAUGCUACCCGUCAAAUGCAUAAUCAACACCUUUCAUGUUCAGCAUUGAAUAGUGCUGGAGUAAGCGAAGAUCUCGUUGUGCUCAAUAUUAACUAUUCACCACAAUUCAAAUCAUUUCCCUCGCCUUACACAUUGGUACGUUUAGGUGAUUCAUUGACUCUUUCAUGCAUUGUCGAUUCUAAUCCACCAGCGAAUAUUCUUUGGACGAAAAAUGGAGAUUUCGUCGGUGGUGGCAAUCAAUAUCAAAUAACAGAAGUACAUGAAGAGGAUUAUGCAGUUUAUGCCUGCAUAGCUGCGCUCGGAGGACAUUUCACUAAGAUUAUUGCAUCAACAAAAGUUCAUCCACCUGGACCUCCUCAUUUCUAUCCACCACAACGCGUUUUGGCAUCGAAAGGUUCGGAAGUUCUAUUGAAAUGUCAACUAGAAAAAGAUAUUGAACCAACUAAUGCGUUUUGGAUAUUCCAAAAUGUUACAUUGAUGAACAACAUGAAGUAUACAGUCAUACCAGUACGAGAUGUGAAAACGAUUCCUCGUUAUGAAAUCGGAUUGAUUAUUCAUAAUGUUGAAGCGAGUGACUUUGGCGACUACGAAUGUCAUGUUACUAAUCAAUAUGCCACUGAAUUUGCUCGUAUUCGUUUGGAGAGACGAAGUACUCACCUAUUCAUGCAACUGGCCAUCUAUGUUUUCAUAAUUCUUUUACUAAGUUUGAUUUUAUUUACAUCGUAUCUGUGUUGUCAUCAGGCUUGUCGAGCAGAAAAAAAACGUACAACGAUACGACGGAUGCGGAGAGUUCAAACGUGGUUGACGAGUAAACCUAGCAUGUGGAUUCACAACUUAGCAGCAACAGAAAAGAUUCCACUAACAGUUUAUGACAUGAAUUCAGGUGUUACUCGAACGACUCUUGAUCCGCCUGUUGAUAUUGUCGAGUGUUAUACAACAAUGAUGAAGGAUCACAAAGAUCAUGAAUUAACUCGAAUGUCUUUUUGUCAUGAUGAUGAUUAUGAAGAUCAAUGUGAUCAGAUCUAUGAAACCCCUAAUCCGACUUCUUGGCAUAUAGAUGUUUAA
Messenger RNA from Adineta ricciae, 1896 nucleotides. The record is from the annotation of a GenBank genome assembly. NCBI's taxonomy places the organism in Eukaryota, Metazoa, Rotifera, Eurotatoria, Adinetida, Adinetidae.